AUGGGAUACUAUCACUCUGACAUAAACAAGAAUGAAGGGUCAGCAUCAAUCACGGGUGGUUAUUUUUAUCGCUCUCAGACAGAUCCAUGCAUGUUUGGAAGGUAUUUGUAUGCAGAUUUGUAUGCUGGAGCCAUGUGGGCAGGCACUGAAACACCCGAAAAUAGUGGUAACUUUACCUCCACCAAAAUUCCCUUCAGCUGUGGAAGGGACUCUCCCAUCCAGUGCACUUCUGUGCCAGGAAGUGCUCUACCAUCUUUGGGUUACAUUUUCUCGUUUGGGGAGGACAACCGCAAGGAUAAUUUUAUCCUAGCCAGCAGUGGUGUUUAUAGAGUUGUUCGUCCCAGUCGCUGCAAUUACACUUGCUCGAAGGAAAAUGUCACAGCUGUUGCAAGCCCAAGUCCUACCUCACCCCCUUCACAUGCAAGCCAGCGACAUGGAUCAUUUAGCAGGAUUCUAGUCCUGUUCUCUUCUUUGUUGCUGCUUUUGUUGGGUGUCAUCUAG
Molecule: messenger RNA, 501 nt
Organism: Dovyalis caffra
Lineage: Eukaryota; Viridiplantae; Streptophyta; Magnoliopsida; Malpighiales; Salicaceae
Source: the annotation of a GenBank genome assembly